UCAAAACAAACCGAAAAUCUGAAGCUAGUUAAUAAGCUAGCUAAAGCCAGUAAAACGACACGGAAAGUAUUUUGAAUGCUUGCUAAUUCAACAGAGAAACAAAGAAACCGUUAUGUAAGUCAGAUGUUGAUCCGUCUUCUAUAAAAUAUCCGUUACUUUGAAAAUUUUGCUAAUAUCUUAGCUAGCUGUAGAAAAUGCCUUACUGGAUCUGCUGUAACUCCUGCUUCAACCUCCCUGGUCCUGAAUGCCAACUAGCUGUUGCCAGCUGUGGUCAUGUCAUCUGCAACGUGUGUUUUCAGAAAGGCAAACAAGGUGAAUGCAUGAUAUGUAAAGCAAAAUGUCAAGUUACUCCUCUCUCAGACAAAAGUAGUGCAGAAGUGAAGGCCCUCUUCUCUGACGUCAAUUCUGUUGCAACCAAACACUUCACAGAGAUAAGCAAGGUGUUACUAUUCCAGGCAAGGCACCAAAAGAGGCUGUUGGUGCAUUACCAGAAGAGGAAUGAAAAGUUAGAAGAAGUUUUACUCAAGAUGAAGCAAGAAAUUCAGCAAAUGUCCAAAACAAUUACAGCGCAGAAUGCAUAUAUUGCCAAGCUGGAGAGCACUCUUCAGCAUCAAAGGGCAGAAAACAUUGAAGUGGAUGGCAGGGGUCUGUUUAGGAAACCGGAGAUCUCUGGAAGUGUCCAAAGGCUGUCCAUCAGUCCUCCACAGGAUGGCUGUGUAAUAAACAUGAAGGGAGACAGAGAGUUGGUUUCAAGCACAGGGCGCAGCAGGUGUUUAUUGCAAAGGACUACAGGAGGAGGCAGGUAGCUGGGUCCAGGGGCAGACAGGUGGUCAUACACAGGGGGUCCAAAAUGGCAACAGUACAGGCAGAGAAAAGGCUAGUAACAUAGUCAACCAGAUCAGGCACUAGGUAGAUAACAGGAAAUCCGAUAAGCUAAAGUAAAGGCAGGGAAUAGGCAAAAGGCGUUGUUAGUGAGGCAGGCAAAAACUAUCAUACACAGGAUGUGUAAAUCACAGGAAACCCAGUGCUCUGAAAGAUGUGUGUCACAAAAUAAACAAUAUCUCACAGUGAUGGGGUGCA
Oncorhynchus masou masou (cherry salmon) is the source of this 1080-nucleotide messenger RNA. RefSeq names its product probable E3 SUMO-protein ligase RNF212. The record is from RefSeq and is a predicted model, not a curated record. Gene Ontology annotation, molecular function: SUMO transferase activity. NCBI's taxonomy places the organism in Eukaryota, Metazoa, Chordata, Actinopteri, Salmoniformes, Salmonidae. Gene Ontology annotation, biological process: homologous chromosome pairing at meiosis; protein sumoylation; reciprocal meiotic recombination. The coding region runs from base 195 to 806 and encodes 203 amino acids. Gene Ontology annotation, cellular component: synaptonemal complex. The transcript has 8 exons.